This is a messenger RNA of Penaeus monodon (black tiger shrimp), 492 nucleotides long. Its product is annotated as putative nuclease HARBI1. The record is from RefSeq and is a predicted model, not a curated record. The transcript is spliced from 5 exons. Lineage: Eukaryota; Metazoa; Arthropoda; Malacostraca; Decapoda; Penaeidae. Bases 1 to 492 code for a protein of 163 amino acids.
AUGACGACCGGGCCAGAGAGCGCCCUCGGAGGACAGAGCUGGACGCCGCCGCCGCCUCAAGUAAUCAUACGUAUUCGAUUUGAGGCAAGGGAAUUUGGAGAAAAUUACAGACUAGGUGAUAGUGGGUAUCCCCUUAAACCAUACCUUUGGACACCUCUUUUGAAUCCAAGAAGACCAGGAGAAAUCCGUUACAGCAGAAGUCACACCAGAACACGCGUGAUCAUAGAGCAGACAUUUGGCAUAUUGAAGUCAAGAUUCAAGUGUCUGCAGCAUUCUGGAAGAACUCUUCAAUAUGAUCCUGUAAGUGCUCCAAAAUUGCAGUUGCUUGUAUGCUUCUCCAUACCAAUUCCUCAGGAAAUUGUAGAAAAUGAUGGCGAGAUGAAUAUUGUAGCAGAAGCUGCUGAAAGUGGCACAACUACAAUUGUGAAGGAUGUUUAUAUGGUGAAGAUUGUUCACAUAAUUGCAGAUUUUUCUGAUAUAGGUCAUUACUAA